Messenger RNA from Sesamum indicum (sesame), 3190 nucleotides. RefSeq names its product vacuoleless1 (VCL1) (gene VCL1). Gene Ontology annotation, molecular function: actin binding. Gene Ontology annotation, cellular component: endosome; lysosomal membrane; HOPS complex. Gene Ontology annotation, biological process: vacuole fusion, non-autophagic; endosomal transport; intracellular protein transport. The record is from RefSeq and is a predicted model, not a curated record. Lineage: Eukaryota; Viridiplantae; Streptophyta; Magnoliopsida; Lamiales; Pedaliaceae.
AUCGUGCAACUGUAUGAUUACAAGUCGCGUUUCCGCUAAACUCUCUGCUUCAAUCUUACCCCCAACUCCUUUCCCCUUCGUCUUUCCUCUCUUUCCCACUGCAAUGCCUGCAGAUCCCAAUGAACCUAAAUUAAAUUAACAGCCUGAAAAUUUUCAGUUUUACCGAAGAAAACAAAAAUUGAUAUAUUAUUCUGGUCGAGAUGGCGGGAGUUGCGGUGGCGGCGGAGUGGCAACUCCUCUAUAACCGGUACUACCGGAAGCCGGAGCUCUACCAGAUGCAGUGGAAGAACGUUGACCUCACCCGCAACAAGAUCGCCUGCGCUCCAUUCGGCGGCCCCAUCGCUGUCAUCCGCGACGACGCGAAGAUCGUCCAGCUGUAUGCUGAGUCCGCUCUCCGGAAGCUUCGUAUCUUCACCUCCUCCGGCCGCCUUAUCUCCGAAACUGUGUGGAAGAAUCCCGGCGGCCGCUUAAUUGGCAUGUCGUGGACCGAUGACCUAACCCUAAUCUGUAUCACGCAGGACGGCACCGUUUAUUCAUACAAUAUCCACGCCGAGUUAAUCAGUACCUUUUCCUUGGGCAAAGAAUGCUUUGACAACAGCGUUGUGGAGUGCGUCUUCUGGGGGAAUGGCGUCGUGUGUAUCAACGAGGCCUUUGAGAUUUUUGCCGUGCCGGAUUUUAAGGUUCCAAAGACGGUUAAAUUGGCGGAUUGUAAUUUGGAGGAGCUUCCUCAUUGUAUUGCGGUGAUCGAGCCCCAGUAUACGAAAUCAGGUGACGUGGAGGUGCUGUUAGGGGUUGGCGACCAUGUGUUGUUGGUGGAAGAGGAUUUAGUACAACCUCUUGCUGAGGGGAUGGGGCCGUUUCAGAAGAUGGUAGUCUCGAGGAAAGGGGAGUUUGUUGCCUCAUUCACCCAUGAUGGAAGGCUUCUGGUCAUGUCUACUGAUUUUUCCGAUGUUAUCAUUGAGUAUGCGUGUGAGUCGGCUCUUCCUCCUGAGCAACUAGCUUGGUGUGGGUUGGAUAGUGUCUUACUUUACUGGGAUGACAUGCUACUGAUGGUGGGCCCAUAUGGUGAUCCAGUACGUUACAUUUAUGAUGAACCAAUUAUUCUUAUCCCAGAAUGUGAUGGGGUGCGGAUACUAUCUAACACAAACAUGGAGUUUCUGCACCGGGUUCCAGACUCUACAGUAUCUAUAUUUCAGAUAGGAAGCACCUUACCUGCUGCUUUAUUGUAUGAUGCCCUGGAGCAUUUUGAUAGGCGAAGUGCUAAGGCUGAUGAAAAUCUUAGAUUGAUCCGCUCGUCACUGCCUGAAGCUGUUGAGGCUUGCAUUGAUGCUGCUGGUUAUGAAUUUGAUAUUUCACAGCAAAGGACACUACUGAGAGCUGCAAGCUAUGGACAAACCUUUUCUAGCCUAUUUCAACGUGACAGCAUACAAGAGAUGUGUAAAACGCUGCGUGUCUUAAAUGCUGUACGGCAUGUCGAGAUCGGUAGUCCUCUAAGCAUUCAGCAGUACAAGUUACUUACUCCCUCUGUUCUCAUUAACCGUCUGAUUAAUGCUCACAAACACCUUUUAGCUUUGCGAAUAUCAGAAUACCUUGGUAUGAACCAAGAAGUCGUGUUAAUGCACUGGACUUGUACAAAGAUAUCAGCAUCCGCAGCGAUUCCUGAUGCGAGUCUUCUUGAUAUCUUACUCGACAAGCUCAAGCUAUGCAAAGGAAUAUCUUAUGCCGCUGUUGCUGCUCAUGCUGACAAGAGUGGGCGUAGAAAAUUAGCUGCUAUGCUAGUUGAACAUGAGCCGCGAUCGUCCAAACAGAUUCCUCUCUUGCUGAGCAUUGGAGAAGAAGAUACUGCUCUUAUGAAGGCUACUGAAAGCGGUGAUACUGAUCUUAUGUAUCUUGUGCUGUUUCAUAUCUGGCGUAAGAGAGCGCCAUUGGAGUUUUUUUCAACAAUACAGGCCAGACCACUUGCACGCGAUCUUUUUGUUACCUAUGCACGGUCUUAUAAGCAUGAAUUCUUAAAGGACUUCUUUCUGUCCACUGGGCAACUUCAGGAAGUAGCUUUUCUGUUGUGGAAAGAGUCAUGGGAACUAGCAAGGAAUCCAAUGGCGAGCAAAGGGUCCCCUCUUCAUGGCCCACGCAUAAAACUAAUUGAGAAGGCCCAUAAUCUUUUUACAGAAACAAAAGAGCACAUGUUUGAAUCUAAGGCAGCUGAGGAACAUGCAAAAUUGUUAAGAAUCCAACAUGAGUUAGAGGUGACAACAAAACAGGCAAUUUUUGUGGAUUCAAGUAUCAGUGACACCAUUCGCACGUGUAUUGUCUUGGGAAAUCAUCGAGCUGCUAAUAAAGUUAAAACUGAAUUUAAGGUUUCAGAGAAGCGGUGGUAUUGGCUUAAAGUCUUUGCUCUGGCAACAAUCCGAGACUGGGAUGCACUGGAAAAAUUUUCAAAAGAGAAGAGACCGCCAAUUGGUUACCGUCCAUUUGUAGAAGCUUGUGUCGAUGCAGGUGAGAAAGAUCAAGCCCUUAAAUAUAUUCCAAAACUUGCUGAUCCAAGAGAGAGAGCUGAGGCUUAUGCUAAAAUUGGAAUGGCGAAGGAAGCUGCAGAUGCUGCAUCUCAAGCGAAAGAUGGUGAACUGCUUGGGCGGUUAAAACUUACUUUUGCACAAAAUGCUGCUGCUGCAUCAAUUUUUGAUACUCUGCGAGACCGGUUGUCCUUCCAAGGCGUUUCUUAGUCUUACUUUGAUCGUCUCGUUGGUGAUCAUUCUUUGAGUUUGUUUGUGGUUUGCUGUUGAGAUUUGGCGUUGCAUGUAAAACUGGAUGGUGGGGCUUCUUGUGCAUUUUGCCAUGAUAUGGAAAAGGUAACCUGAUUAACCUCUCCUUCUCCAUCACAUCUUUUUCUUGCCGGUCAGUUGCUGUACCUUGCAACGGUUGUUUCCUGGCAUGCAUGGGAGAUAGUACUAUAUUUGUCAUUUACUUAAGUUACACUCAGCUACGAAUUCUUACCUUUUUUCUUUCUCAUUCAUGGUUUGUGCUUAGCCAUGAUGUAUUAUGUAAGGCGAGUUUGUUGAUAAGACUGGUUCUGGGAGAGAAUUCAAUGUCUCAUCUGUAAUUUUUUUCCCCUUUUGGGUGAGUACUUUGAUUAAUUUAAUGAGGUUGCAGCGUUGUUCCGACUUACUGCAUCCUCCCAUAUCUUCCUAUA